CCCCUCGGAAACUAAGAAUUGGACAACAGGACUUCAAAGAAUAAAUAUAGUCUCCCACCCCCCUCGGAAACUAAGAAUUGGACAACAGGACUUCAAAGAAUAAAUAUAGUCUCCCACCCCCCUCGGAAACUAAGAAUUGGACAACAGGACUUCAAAGAAUAAAUAUAGUCUCCCACCCCCCUAAAAAAACCCACAAACAAACAACUGUUAAAUGUUAGUUUCCAAAUAUAAAUUUGCUAUAAAUUCCAUAAUUAUUUUUUAUAUUUACGUAUGAAACGUAAACGUAACAAGAUGCUAUUUACAGAAGCUAAAUGUAAUGUGACGGACAUAGAUCAUGGCAAUGAGUUGUCAGGUCAACAAAGAAUUUGCGUUAUUUCACAAAUAAAGACACUAUCUAAAAAGACAAAGAAUCUAACGGAAACAAUCAACUCUGUGGCAGAUUAUAUGGAGUAUUUGGUACAGCAUGGAUUCAAAAUUUCGGAGAAUAUUACCAAGUAUAUUGUAGACAUUUUCUCUGCAUUUAGGAGCAGAACAUCGGACUCUGAUUUCUCUGCAUUUAGGAACAGAACAUCGGACUCUGAUUUCUCUGCAUUUAGGAACAGAACAUCGGACUCUGAUUUCUCUGCAUUUAGGAACAGAACAUCGGACUCUGAUUUCUCUGCAUUUAGGAACAGAACAUCGGACUCUGAUUUCUCUGCAUUUAGGAACAGAACAUCGGACUCUGAUUUCUCUGCAUUUAGGAACAGAACAUCGGACUCUGAUUUCUCUGCAUUUAGGAACAGAACAUCGGACUCUGAUUUCUCUGCAUUUAGGAACAGAACAUCGGACUCUGAUUUCUCUGCAUUUAGGAACAGAACAUCGGACUCUGAUUUCUCUGCAUUUAGGAACAGAACAUCGGACUCUGAUUUCUCUGCAUUUAGGAACAGAACAUCGGACUCUGAUUUCUCUGCAUUUAGGAACAGAACAUCGGACUCUGAUUUCUCUGCAUUUAGGAACAGAACAUCGGACUCUGAUUUCUCUGCAUUUAGGAACAGAACAUCGGACUCUGAUUUCUCUGCAUUUAGGAACAGAACAUCGGACUCUGAUUUCUCUGCAUUUAGGAACAGAACAUCGGACUCUGAUUUCUCUGCAUUUAGGAACAGAACAUCGGACUCUGAUUUCUCUGCAUUUAGGAACAGAACAUCGGACUCUGAUUUCUCUGCAUUUAGGAACAGAACAUCGGACUCUGAUUUCUCUGCAUUUAGGAACAGAACAUCGGACUCUGAUUUCUCUGCAUUUAGGAACAGAACAUCGGACUCUGAUUUCUCUGCAUUUAGGAACAGAACAUCGGACUCUGAUUUCUCUGCAUUUAGGAACAGAACAUCGGACUCUGAUUUCUCUGCAUUUAGGAACAGAACAUCGGACUCUGAUUUCUCUGCAUUUAGGAACAGAACAUCGGACUCUGAUUUCUCUGCAUUUAGGAACAGAACAUCGGACUCUGAUUUCUCUGCAUUUAGGAACAGAACAUCGGACUCUGAUUUCUCUGCAUUUAGGAACAGAACAUCGGACUCUGAUUUCUCUGCAUUUAGGAACAGAACAUCGGACUCUGAUUUCUCUGCAUUUAGGAACAGAACAUCGGACUCUGAUUUCUCUGCAUUUAGGAACAGAACAUCGGACUCUGAUUUCUCUGCAUUUAGGAACAGAACAUCGGACUCUGAUUUCUCUGCAUUUAGGAACAGAACAUCGGACUCUGAUUUCUCUGCAUUUAGGAACAGAACAUCGGACUCUGAUUUCUCUGCAUUUAGGAACAGAACAUCGGACUCUGAUUUCUCUGCAUUUAGGAACAGAACAUCGGACUCUGAUUUCUCUGUAGACACUACGACAUUUAAUCAGCUUGUCACUCUCGCUGAUAUUGUGACAAUUAGUAUGCAAGAUGAUUUAACAGACACACCAGACCAAGAUUAUGAGACUACAAACUCUAUAGUCACAUCGUUGGAGAGUGUGGUCUACGCACUGUCAAAUCAAACCAAAGACUUCGUUUCCAUAAAGAAUACUGUAGGCGUAAAAUUAGGAACCAUAACUCAAGACAUUCGAAUUCCAGAAGUUAAUCAAUCUGCCUCAAAACCAUUUGACAAUUGGAUACGUAAUUCUAAGAAUGGAAUAUUUUUACCAAAAGAUGCUUUAGAAGACUUAACAUACAUGUCACGAUACACAAUUAUCGUCAUCAAACGUGGAGAACACAAUGCAACUGACUGUUCACAGAUGAACAGAAGCAGUAUUAUGUCAAAGCCAAAAAUUGUGUCUGAUGUCAUAGCAGUGUCUGUUGGUCAUAGUGUUACGUUGAAAUCGCCUGUGACUUUGACGUUUGGAAUUUCCAAUGUAACGCAGUUUUACAUGGCGCCUGUAAAGAUUGUAUGUGUGUAUCUAGAAAUGUCAUUAAGUGGCAGUGUAGUCUGGACAGAUAAAGGUUGUUUUACAGAGAAAUCUUCAGACGACCAAAUUAUAUGUAAAUGUUAUCAUCUGACCUCCUUUGCAGUGCUGAUGGGCUCUAAGCAGCUACCUCAACAUCAAGUGUUGACUGUACUAACCAUCACCGGAUGUGGCGUGUCUAUUGUAUGUCUAAGUAUUACCACAGUGGUCUACCUUUAUCUCUGGAAAUAUGUUAAAUCCGAGCGCUCAGUCUUACUUAUCAAUAUUUGUGUCUGUAUGCUGAUUAGUUACUUGGUCUUCUUGGUGGGCAUCGACAAAACUGAUCAUCAGAUACUCUGCCAGUUGAUCGCUAUAUUUCUUCACUACAGUUUCUUAUGCGUAUUCUUCAACUUCCUAACUCAAAGCCUGGCUCUUUAUAAAUCAAUAUUUAAUAAGUCAGGGCGUGUACGCCUGGAAAUGUUCUUACCUGUCACUUACAUUACUCCUCUGCUGAUUGUUGGAGCCACAGCCCUGGUGAACAAAGCUGAAGGAUAUGGGACUUCUAAUUUUUGCUGGUUGUCUGUAAAUAAAGGUUUCAUUUGGUCAUUCCUUGGUCCAGUCAUAUUGAUCUUGCUUGUCAACGCGGCUGUCCUGAUUGCUAUCAUAAAGACAGUCCAGUCAACUCAUUCUAUACUAGACAAAACACACGCUGAGAGGACAAUGUCAGCAGCUCGAACUAUUGUUGUUUUAACUCCUAUGUUUGGACUAACUUGGGUGUUUGGAUUAGUGUCUAUGGUGUUUGAUCUCAUUGUGUUUCAGUACCUGUUUGUAGUAUUGAAUACUCUCCAGGGGCUGUUCAUCUUUCUUUUCUAUUGUCUAAGACAACGUCAGGUUAUACAGGCUAUUCAACUUCUCAGAAGGCAGAGACAGGCCCAAACUAUAGAAACUACAAACAAGCGAUCUACAACGUCCACUAGUCUUUGAGAUUAUUUUGUGAUGAAACGUUUGAUCGAGUGUUUUAACUAGUUGUUCUUCAAUUUAUUCAAGACCUUUUUCACAGAACAAUUCAACCAUAGCAUUUAAAAACUUUUUUUUACAUUAAUAUGUGUUAAAAGCCAUACAAUUAACUCUUGGCCAACAGUCUAAUAAAACGUACAGUCAUGGUUCAAAGCAAAAUACAAUGUAAAAUGUUAAAGGCUGCGGACCAAGACUCUACUUUGUGUGAUUCCCACACUGUGAAGCAAUGGAACAAUCACGAGCUUUCAUUAUGUUCUAAAUGUAUUUUCUUUAAUAUUGUUUUAUGACCAUUUUCUGGCUUAAAUUUUCUGGUCAUUCUGUUUUUCCCUGUCUUAAACAUGUUCUUGGUUUCUCUAUCAGAUGUACAUACGAACAAUAAAUAAAAGACUUCACUGUUUUAGUGAUGUUGUUAGACUAGACAUUUUAUGUAUGGUGGUCGUUAUCAUUUACUUUAAAAAUAAAGUUUCCUACCAAUCCUACUUCCUAAAUAUUCCUGAGUGAGGAUAUAGUCAAGUCUAGUUUUAGUGUCUCUUACUUUUAGAGUUAACAAGUGAAGGACAAACUCAACUUUCUGUCCUGCCUUUCUUUCACGUUUUUUUCUGAGUCAGUGGCGUUGAUAAUUAGAGGCAUUUCAUGGACUUGGUUUGUUAGUUGGACACUUUCUUUUUUCUGAGUCAGUGGCGUUGAUAAUUAGAGGCAUUUCAUGGACUUGGUUUGUUAGUUGGACACUUUCUUUUUUUCUGAGUCAGUGGCGUUGAUAAUUAGAGGCAUUUCAUGGACUUGGUUUGUUAGUUGGACACUUUCUUUUUUUCUGAGUCAGUGGCGUUGAUAAUUAGAGGCAUUUCAUGGACUUGGUUUGUUAGUUGGACACUUUCUUUUUUCUGAGUCAGUGGCGUUGAUAAUUAGAGGCAUUUCAUGGACUUGGUUUGUUAGUUGGACACUUUCUUUUUUUCUGAGUCAGUGGCGUUGAUAAUUAGAGGCAUUUCAUCGACUGGAUUUGUUAGUUGUACACUUCCAGAAGUAGAACAAAUUUAUUUUAAAAUGGAAAAUGAAAACGUGGGUUGUUCUUAUAGCGUUGUCCCCCCUAGUUUCUUCUUUUCCAUGAUGGAUCCAAAGAGACACCAUGCACCGAUAAUGUUUGUGUUCAACAUAGACCAGACUCUUCCCGUGUGACACCUGAAGUUUUCUCAAGUCUUUUCCUAGCUGCAAGACAUUGUAGGUUCAGAAUGAAAGUUUACCUUCACUAGGAUGGGGACUCAAAUAAUGGUAACAAUCUUGUACACACGUUCAUUUAGGGGAUUAACAAGAAUUUAUCAAAGGAAAUUAUCGUAAUUUUUAAACGCUAUAGAGCUAACAACAUACAACGUACAUAGACUGUAGACACUUUAUAAUGCUAUGUAUGCUGAGAUAAAACAAUCGAAGCAUGGCUCCUUUUACAAGGCUUACAUUAACUCUUUGACUCUGUAACUCAUUAACUCUUUGACUCUGUAGGUCAUAAACACAUUGACUCUUAUCUUUCUUGUAUGUUUUGGACGUUUGCAAUAGACUUUUCUUCCAUUAAGUGACAUUAGUUUUGUGCUUACAUUUCAUAGAACAAGUCAAUUUGUUAUUACAAUCAAAAUCAAAGAAGUUGAUAUGGCAGCAAUAUGUUUUAUUAUUUCCAACAUUUGAUGCCAGUCACAUUGACAUAUGAACAAUCACGACAUGCCUACCACUGCAUGAAUCUUCAACCUAAACUUUUAUGUGGAAUGUAAUGUUGGCUUUUCUGAGACAUUCUUAAAUCAUGUUGUAAUCUAAUAUAUAAAGCACAAUGUAAGGAGUAUGUAUGUAUGUAUGUAUGCCCCGAAUAGAAAUCAAAACCAAUUGACCACUCUAGUUAAAAUUGGACUUGGGUGUUCCUUAGAUCACGGCGUUAAAUGUCUCUCCCACCACAAGAAGGCUCAAGAAGAAGAAAACUAAAUUUAUUUCUAUUGAAGAAAAAAGCUUUUUAACAAAUCAGGUAAACCCAUUUUCAUUGUAUUUUAUAUUAGCUAUGUAAGGGAACUUGGCGCUAGAUAAGUGAUACACACACAAAGGCCCGCGGGUCAUAUUCGGCUAGUUAUAUUUAAAAAGCACAAUAUAUAUUUUUUUCAUUUUUUGAAAAGUCAAACUGUAAAUAUGUCCAUGUGUUUUCAUAAGUUAAUUCUGACGAACUGAUAUUCAAAUUGUAUGUGAAUUCAUUCAUGUUUAGGGAACACAGCUUUCCUUAGAAGUAAAAAUCAUGAAAAGAUUGAACACACACAA
This is a messenger RNA of Biomphalaria glabrata, 5688 nucleotides long. RefSeq lists its product as uncharacterized. Gene Ontology annotation, molecular function: G protein-coupled receptor activity. The record is from RefSeq and is a predicted model, not a curated record. Gene Ontology annotation, cellular component: membrane. The coding region runs from base 271 to 3372 and encodes 1033 amino acids. The transcript is spliced from 17 exons. Lineage: Eukaryota; Metazoa; Mollusca; Gastropoda; Planorbidae. Gene Ontology annotation, biological process: cell surface receptor signaling pathway; adenylate cyclase-activating G protein-coupled receptor signaling pathway; negative regulation of angiogenesis.